Molecule: messenger RNA, 2487 nt
Organism: Mesocricetus auratus (golden hamster)
Lineage: Eukaryota; Metazoa; Chordata; Mammalia; Rodentia; Cricetidae
Gene: Irx6
Product: iroquois homeobox 6
Exons: 6
Coding region: 737-2062 (441 amino acids)
Biological process (GO): cell development; neuron differentiation; regulation of transcription by RNA polymerase II
Cellular component (GO): nucleus
Molecular function (GO): RNA polymerase II cis-regulatory region sequence-specific DNA binding; DNA-binding transcription factor activity, RNA polymerase II-specific
Source: RefSeq, a predicted model, not a curated record
GUAUUCUCUCUUCCCUCGCCGCCCCGCUUGCUUCUCGCCUCCUCGGGGCCGCAGGGGAGGAGGCGAGCACGCUGCGCCCUGGGCCCGCGCGGCUCGCAGGGAGGCGCAUCUCCCACUUCUCCCGGGGAAUUUGGAGAGGGUCUGUGUGUGUGCGCGCGCGCGCGUGAGCUGGAGGCGAAAGCUGGUAGGAUCUAGCGGCGAGCAGAGGGUAAGGGUCUUUGACGUUCCUCACCCGCUGCACAAACCUCGCGGAGCAAGGAAGAGUGUCCGAGAGUGCGCGCAUGUACACGGGCUGGCUGCCCUUGGCAAGCUCGGUGGCCCGGGGCCCCGGGGCCCGCGGUCCCCUCUGGCGGCCCGGGAUUACCGUGACGUCACAUUGAGCCUCUGGCCACCUUGGACUGGGACACCUCUGGAACCUCACAGCCCCGCGCCGUGCCGCACCUCACCUCGCCACCACGCGCCUUUGGCACCCUGCGCCUUCUUCCUAACUCUGCCGAUCCAUGGGCCCCUCUUCCUUCAGGACCCCACGGGCCGCAGGGGUGCCUUUCCACGAGCAGGGCUCGGCAGCUCGGCUGCCUUUGGCUCUGCCUCUGGUCCCUCUUAGCGGGCUAAGGAACUGGUGCCGAGCACCUGCAGCCCUGUAAGGAAACCAGAAGCUGCUCGCCUGGGGCCAUCAAGUAGCUGAGCUGAGUCAGGGACUCUAAAGGAAAGAGGGAGACCGGCCCCGGACGCAGCUAUGGCCUUCCCGCACUUUGGACAUCCGUAUGGCGGUGCAUCCCAGUUUCUAGUGUCUGCAAGUUCCAGUGCCACUUGCUGUGAAACUGCCCCACGAUCGGUGUCAGAUGUGGCCUCAGCCCCCACCUCUGCCUCUACUCUUUGCUGCACGCCCUAUGACAGUCGGCUGCUGGGCAGUGCUCGACCAGAGCUGAGUGCUGCCUUGGGCAUCUAUGGAGCACCCUAUGCAGCUGCCCAGAGCUACCCUGGGUACCUGCCCUAUGGCCCAGAGCCAUCCCCACUAUGUGGUGCACUUAAUCCUCAGUAUGAGUUUAAAGAUCCUGCAGGAAACUUUACCCCCAGCCUGACCCAGCCAGGAGCCUAUUACCCCUAUGAGCCAACUCUGGGGCAGUAUCAAUAUGACAGGUAUGGUGGAGUGGAGUUGAGCGGCGCUGGCCGCAGGAAGAAUGCCACGAGAGAGAGCACCAGUGCACUCAAGGCCUGGCUCCAGGAGCACCGCAAGAACCCGUACCCCACCAAGGGCGAGAAGAUCAUGCUGGCCAUCAUCACCAAGAUGACCCUCACCCAGGUGUCCACCUGGUUCGCCAACGCGCGCCGGCGCCUCAAGAAAGAGAACAAGAUGACGUGGGCGCCCAAAAACAAAGGUGGGGAGGAGAGGAAGGCAGACAGUGCAGGAGAAGACUCUCUGGGCUGCCUGACCGCUGACACCAAAGACGCUACUGCCAGCCAGGAGGCCCAGGGGCUGCGACUGAGUGACCUGGAAGACCUGGAGGAAGAGGAGGAAGAGGAGGAAGCAGACGAAGAUGAAGCAGUGGUCUCAGCAUCCCGCAGGCUGGCGGAUUUUCAGAAAAGCGCGCAGUCCCUGCCUGCUCCCUGCACUGCCGCUCAAGAGGGCCGCUUGGAGAGCAGAGAAUGCAGCCUGGCGAUACCCCGCUUCUCCUUCACCGAGGCCCCGCGAUCAGGAGAAGCUGACUUCAUUACCGCAGAGCCAAGUGACUCCACAAUGAUCGUGCACUACCCAAGCGGCCAGAAACCCCGAAUCUGGUCCUUAGCUCACACUGCCGCAGUCAACACUGUCGAAGAUGCUCCCUCAACCCCGCCCAGGGCACAAAGUCCAGAGUGCCACAUGAUUCCCAGACAGCCCAUCUCCAUCAGGCGACUCCUGGUCUCCAGAGAUUCUGCAAUUGAUGAGGAUUCUCUUGCAGGCAAAGCCUUCGGAAACUCCACAUUCGCUCUGCAGGGGCUGCCACUGAACUGUACACCAUGCCCGAGGCGGAGGGAGCCUGAAGUGAGGUUCCAGUACCCGUCUGGAGCUGAAGCAGGUUAGCACAAUGGCUGCAGUUUGCAGAAUAAUUUUGGAAAUGACAGCUUCUGGACUCACCUUCAUAUGAAGAAGCUUCCAGGCCUUGGCAGGGACCAGGAGUUCUCACUUUGCCCAAGACAAACACACAGAACCACCCUAGCAGCUACCCUUGCACGCAGGGCUGGCUGGGGCUGGCCAGGCACCUAAUCGGACUUGGAGGGGAGACAGUAGGCACCUUGGGGAAAGCCCAGUGGAUGCCAAGUAUACUUUCACCUAGUCUCUCUUCCUCCUCCUCCAGAUGGAGGCCUGAACAGCAUCUCCUCCUGCUCACCCAUCCCUGCCCAGCCUGCUCACUUUGUAACUUCCUUGUUGAAAUGGUCUCUAAAGCGGAUCUGUGUCUCCUUCCCUUUCCCAGGCUAUAACUUCAAAAAUAACCUAGCUGAACCCAA